Prunus armeniaca (apricot) is the source of this 714-nucleotide messenger RNA. The record is from the annotation of a GenBank genome assembly. Lineage: Eukaryota; Viridiplantae; Streptophyta; Magnoliopsida; Rosales; Rosaceae.
AUGGCAAGUUGGAUCAAUGGGAAGAAGCAUGCUCAGUCUUCAGAUUCCGAUGUCUAUGCUGAAUGGGAAGAAGAUAAUUGCUUGGUGCAGUCAUGGCUUCUCAAUUCCAUGACUAAGCUAGUUCGUGCCUUGUUUGAACAUGGUGAUGCUGCUUUUGAUAUAUGGGAGGCCGCCCGGAAGACCUAUACUGAGAUUGAUUGUCUGUGUCCACAUGAGUUUAGUUGUGCUGAUGAUGGGGCUCGUCUUCUGAAAGAAAUUGAAGUCGAUCGAGUUUAUGAUUUUCUCGGAGGACUUGAUCCACUGUAUGAUGGUGUCCAUAGCCAUAUUCUUGCUUUUAGUCCUGUCCCGCCCCCUCUCGAAGCCUAUGCCAUGGCCAUGGAGGAAGACACCCAUCAAUCCGCUAUGUCUGGAGGAGGUUCAAUGGCCCUUAAAGUUGACCCAGCACGUCAACGACCGGUCGCACAACACAACAUGACUGGUUGCUCCUUAUCCAGAAAAUUUUAUUCUUCUGUUGGGUCUCGUCCUUCUGGCUUUACCCCUGCCUCUCUUGACGGUCCUCCUAAGUGUCGUCAUUGUAAUGUGAAUCAUUACUCUAAGAAGUGUUUUAAGGAGCAUGGUUAUCCCGAUUUGUUUGUUGACUACAAAGCUCGUAUGUACGGUCCUAAGGAAACUUAUAUAUAUAUAUAUAUAUUAUUUGUUAGUUUUGUGAAUUAA